UGACCGCCGCGCCGGAGUGCCCGCUAUGGAACAGGAGAAAUAUCUGCCUGAGCUGAUGGCAGAGAAAGAUAGCUUGGAUCCAUCCUUCGUGCAUGCAACGCGCCUCCUGGCCGAAGAAAUUGAAAAGUUUCAGGGUUCUGAUGGGAAAAAAGAAGAUGAAGAAAAGAAAUAUCUUGAUGUCAUCAGCAACAAAAACAUAAAGCUGUCAGAGCGAGUACUGAUCCCUGUCAAACAGUAUCCAAAGUUCAAUUUUGUGGGGAAAUUGCUCGGACCAAGAGGAAACUCCUUGAAGAGACUACAGGAAGAGACAGGUGCUAAAAUGUCUAUCCUGGGGAAAGGAUCAAUGAGAGAUAAAGCAAAGGAAGAAGAACUAAGGAAGAGUGGAGAAGCCAAAUAUGCCCACUUGAGUGAUGAACUUCACGUGUUAAUUGAAGUCUUCGCUCCACCUGGGGAAGCUUAUUCACGUAUGAGUCAUGCAUUGGAAGAGAUUAAAAAGUUCCUUGUUCCAGAUUACAAUGAUGAAAUUCGCCAGGAACAAUUACGUGAGUUAUCUUAUUUGAAUGGCUCAGAGGACACAAGUCGUGGAAGAGGCAUUAGAGGAAGAGGAAUCCGAGUCCCUCCCACAGCUCCUUCAAGGGGCCGUGGAGGAGCAAUUCCUCCUCCCCCACCACCUGGACGAGGUGUUCCAGCACCUAGGGGAACUACUGUGACACGUGGUGCUCUUCCAGUACCCCCAGUAGCAAGAGGGGUUCCUACACCUAGAGCAAGGGGUGCUCCAUCUGUUCCAGGAUACCGGCCACCCCCUCCUCCAGCCCAUGAGGCCUAUGAAGAAUAUGGAUAUGAUGAUGGCUAUGGAGGAGAAUAUGAUGACCAGAGCUAUGAGGCCUAUGACAGCAGCUACGCAACCCAAACACAAAGUGUGCCUGAAUAUUAUGACUAUGGUCAUGGAACAAGUGAAGACGCCUAUGACAGCUACGCACAAGAAGAAUGGGCCCCAACCCGUUCCAGCCUAAAGGCACCACCUCCAAGGGCAGCCAGAGGGGGAUACAGGGAACACCCCUAUGGUAGAUAUUGAAGGUCUUCCUCAUCUGUGACCUCACCUCAAAGACAAUUAAUAGCCUGUGGUCUCCACAUAAACAGCAACAAGACAAGUAAUAGUCCAUUUCUUUUCUAUCCUAGGGAUUACUGCUCAUGAUUACCCCCUGUACUUCUUGUGUAUUUCUUCCUAUACUGUUGGCGUGACAUUGACAUUAGUAUUAUUUUAUAACACGGACUUAAAAGACUUUGGCAAGCAUCAUCUAUAAACCAUUCAGUAGAAUGAUAUACUCUUGGUUGUUUUUCAUUGUUGUGUGUAUUUUAUUUCAUUUUAUUUUUUAUUAAAAGAAAAAGCAUGAAGCUGUUACCAGAUCUUGAGUUUCUACCAACUAGUUGAGGUUGAGCUUUGUUUAGGGUUGCUAAAAGAUUGUAAUAUGAUUUUUGAACUAGAUGAUAAUCAAGAUGUAGAUAAGCUGUUUUAACCUGUCUUUUAAUAUAUGUUAGUUAGAUGAAGAUGUUCUAUAUUCAGUUUGUAAAUUUAAUUUUAAAUGCUGUUUUAAUGGGGUUGAAAACAAGCAGCUACUGUAUGUAUGUAGCUAACUGAAUUUGUUCAGUGUUUUAACCUGUAUUUGUUAAAAAAGAAAAAACCACAUAAAGUUCCAUGUGUAAGCUUCUCUAAAUAGGAAACCACAAUUUUGUCAAAUAUGUUUGCCAUAAUUUGUCAAUAAAGCUGAAACCUUUUGUAACAAACUAAAUUUGGAAUUACUUGUUUUCUAGCUUUAAAUGCCUGCUUUAUUUCUUCUUCAAGAGAUGCCUAAAAUGUUUUCUAUUUAAAAUUACAAAAAUGAACCCAAGUCUGUUUUAAGAAUUUUGUGUAAGCCUUUAAAAAAUUGUAUUAAUAACUUCUGGUUGUUAAAUAAUUUAAAAGUUAACAAACUAAACUGUUACAUGAAUCAUGGUUAGUAAACACUAAUGUAUAACAUGUUAAUGGAAAAACUGGA
Dromiciops gliroides (monito del monte) is the source of this 2036-nucleotide messenger RNA. RefSeq names its product KH RNA binding domain containing, signal transduction associated 2 (gene KHDRBS2). The coding region runs from base 26 to 1075 and encodes 349 amino acids. The transcript has 9 exons. Gene Ontology annotation, biological process: regulation of alternative mRNA splicing, via spliceosome. Gene Ontology annotation, molecular function: mRNA binding; poly(A) binding. NCBI's taxonomy places the organism in Eukaryota, Metazoa, Chordata, Mammalia, Microbiotheria, Microbiotheriidae. Gene Ontology annotation, cellular component: nucleus. The record is from RefSeq and is a predicted model, not a curated record.